ACCAGGGUUGAAGUUAAAUAAACAGUUAUCAAUCAUGCUCUGCAAAAAAAUUAUAAAAAGGAAUUGCUCUCAACGCACGCAUGCAAAUAACAACUGCUUCCAGGAACCGCGAUAGCUUCCAGAUAUCCUAUCCUGAUAUAAGGGAUGAUGACUUCAACUGUGGUCUUUGUCUUGUUGGCUGUACUAAAACAGACAAAUGGCCAUUUUGACCCAGGACCUAAUAUUGCUAAAGGUGGAAACGUGAUUCAGUCCUCCCUGGGGUGGAAUGGCGUCGCUGAAAGGGCCAUUGAUGGAAAUCGUGCUAGCCUUUAUGGACAGGAUUCCUGCACCCACACACAAAACGAUGUAAAACCAUGGUGGAGACUGGACCUCCUGAAGACAUAUAAAAUCAACACUGUCACCAUCACCAAUAGAAAAGAUUGUUGCCCUGAAAGACUCAAUGGUGCUGAGAUCCGCAUUGGUAAUUCCCUCAAUGACCAUGGCAACGGUAAUCCCAGAUGUGCUGUUAUCUCGUCUAUCGCAGCUGGGAGCUCCGACACCUUCACGUGUAAUGGAAUGGAAGGUCGUUAUGUAAACAUUGUGAUUCCUGGAAGAAAAGAUUGUUGCCCUGAAAGACUCAAUGGUGCUGAGAUCCACAUUGGUAAUUCCCUCAAUGACAAUGGCAACGGUAAUCCCAGAUGUGCUGUUAUCUCGUCGAUCACAGCUGGGAGCUCCGACACCUUCAAGUGUAAUGGGAUGGAAGGUCGUUAUGUUAACAUUGUGAUUCCUGGACGACAAGAAUACCUGACACUGUGUGAGGUGGAAGUCACUGGGAUAAAUACAGAUGAUUCCACUGAAUAUGUUUGUGGCUGAGUCUGAAGUAAUUCUUCAAUUCAUCUCCACUUCAUUUUAACGCUAAUCUUUUCCAGUUUCAACCUCUUUUGCUUCAAUAGAAUAUUUAUAGUUAUGCUCAAUGGCAUUAGAUCUUUUCCAUCAAUAACAUAUUCAUACAAUGA
Etheostoma cragini (Arkansas darter) is the source of this 995-nucleotide messenger RNA. Its product is annotated as fucolectin-4-like. The record is from RefSeq and is a predicted model, not a curated record. The transcript is spliced from 7 exons. NCBI's taxonomy places the organism in Eukaryota, Metazoa, Chordata, Actinopteri, Perciformes, Percidae. Bases 145 to 852 code for a protein of 235 amino acids.